Molecule: messenger RNA, 4787 nt
Organism: Cuculus canorus (common cuckoo)
Lineage: Eukaryota; Metazoa; Chordata; Aves; Cuculiformes; Cuculidae
Gene: RMI2
Product: RecQ mediated genome instability 2
Exons: 3
Coding region: 155-553 (132 amino acids)
Biological process (GO): negative regulation of double-strand break repair via homologous recombination; DNA repair; regulation of sister chromatid segregation
Cellular component (GO): nuclear speck; cytosol
Source: RefSeq, a predicted model, not a curated record
GCGCCGCCUCCCGCCCCUCAGGCGCUGCGCGCGCUGCCUUCCGUCCCUCUCCUCAGGGGCUGUGCGCACCGCCUCGUGCCCCACCCUUCCCGUCCGUGGUCUUCCCCUCAGCUCCGCUUCCCUUCUUUCUGUCCCAUCGGUCCCGCGUUGGGCCAUGUCGGCGGAGCCGCCGGUGAAGGUUCUGUCGGCGCAGCUGCGCGGGGCGGAGCGCGGCGCGGGCGGGACGUGGCGGCUGUGCCGAGCAGCGUCGGGGCGUGCGCCGCUGAGCCUGCGCGCCGUAUGGAUGCAGGGCGCCGUGCUAGAGCUGCGGCGCGGCGGCUCGGCCCGCCUGCAGGACGACAGCGGCGCCUUCACCGUGCUGGGGCUGCAGCGGGUGCCGCGGGGGCGGCGCGGGCUCGAGCCAGGGAUGUAUGUAAUGGUGAUGGGUGUGGUGAGGUCCUGCAGUCCUGAGCCAGUCCUUCAAGCAAUAAAGAUAACAGAUCUUUCUGAAAACCCUGUGCAUCAGGAUAUGUGGAGCCUUGAAGUCGAGGAUUUGCACAGAAUCAUCCCCUAGAUACUUUUUCUUUGCCUAAAUCCUGUUCUGUACGAAUGGUGCUCUGCACAGACUUUGUCACUGGUCUAAUGUGAUAUUCACCGUCGAUGUGGUCAGGUGAGUGCCUGGAAGCCCUUGGAACAUCCGGGAUCCCGUUGAGCAGGGCACUGUCUCCAGCUGCGGCUUCCUGUGCCACGCCAGCGUGCAGCAGCCUCCGCCUGCAUUGACCUGGGCUCUGGCUGAACUUGGUGGGCUUCAAGUGUGGUUCGGAGGGCCUGGCUGAGUUUGUGCCUGUCAUGAGUAUCUGGACACAAAAAAUGCAUUUGCAUAACCGGGGAACAUCUCAGAGACGUGUCAAUGUGCCUGGCACAAUAGUUGUAGUUUAAAAUGUUUAUGGGUGUUUGUUGUCCCCUGUGCAAUGCUGUAUGCAGCUUCUAGGAGACCCAGUCUCUGCAUCCAACGCAGUGUUGCUGUUGACAGCUGACAUAUAAUCACCUCUUUCACUUCCCUGUAUUUCUGUAUCCCUAGCAUUGCUGCAGUUAUCUGGAAAGUAAAGUAGCUCUUUUGAAUCUUGCACGCUACUUGCUGACAUUUUACUUUGUUCUGGCAACUGUCCCCUUGGUAUUUUAUCAAAGGUAUUUGGUGUGCUUAGCAUGCGUUAAGUGACUGGGGAAGAAGAUUAUGCAUUUUUUUUAAUCAAUAACUGGUAUAAAUAUUCUUUAACUUUUAGAACUCUCAUACAAUUUUGGCUUUGUUAUGAAACACGUCUUCUCAGUAAGUAAGCAGUUUUAUAGCUGCUUAUUACACAGGAAAACUUGAUUUCUACCAUGUUUUGUAAAGCAGCAGUAUUUCAUGCUUGUGGGAAUCCUAGCAAUUGUAGGCGUUUUUCCUGGCUAGUGUGAGAAUCAUGUUUUGCACAAAAUUUGUGUAAAGCUACUGUGUAAGUGUUCAGAUAGCGAUCCCAGACUAAAGCAGCACGUACAGGAUAACUGAAGCCAGCUGCUAUUUUUAUCUCUAUGAUAUAUACUAUAGAAGCCAUUUAAACUCAGCCAGUUCUAACUGUAGAUCAGGACAACUUUAUUCUUGUGGGUAAUCAGUAAAAAUGUACUCCAGCAUAAAAAUGAGGUCAAAUGUUUAUUAACAUUAUUUCAUAGUUCAGAACACCAUUAUUUCAUAGUUUGCAUGUUAUGCAAAAACAGCUGAAGGAUUUUGCAGUGUUACUAAGGAAUAAUUGCAUUCCUGGUACUCUGUGGAAAAAUGUAAAGCAUUCUGUUUUAAUCAGCAGGCUUACUAUAGAUAUAUAUAUAGAAAGUAAUUUUAUAUAUAUAUAUAUAAAGUAAUUUAUGAAACACUUUCAGAUACCAGUAUCUGUAACACCCUAAGACUAUUUUAUGGAUAGCGUAAGUAUCAGUCACCUUUUCCCAGCACAGAAACUGAUUUCUGAGAAGGGGGUUCUAAAGACACAAAGGGAGAAUAUGAAACUUUUGAGCAGAUACCAAGAAGGCUGUUUCUCAUUUAACAAUGUAUGCAUGAAUAAGGGAAAAAUCAACCAGCAUAGCAAUGAGAAAAUGAUUAAAUGCUUUCAACUGUUUAACUGCCUUAUUUCUGUCUUAGCCCUCUUGCGUGUUGGGGCACUUCUCUGGAAAAAGGUCGCUUUCUCAAGAAUUUUCUGAACAGCUCAGUUUCAGUUCUGUAGGAAAAAAGAAGUCAGCAACUUUGCACAGGUUCAAAGCCAAGAUGCUGCUUUCACAAAGUAACCCACUUGUACUAAUCUGAGCUGGAAAAGACCUUUGGUUAUAUUUUAAAUGUAUUCAUGCUAUAGUUCAAGGUGUGCAAAGAGGCAAUUUUGCCACUGAACUCAAGAACCGUUUUAAAGUAACUGAUACUCUUAUGUCAGAUUUCUUCUGGUCAAUGAUAGUUUCUUGUCAGUGUGCUGAAAUCAUUCCUCUUGACCUCAGGUGUUUCCGGGUGAAAAGCUUUCUUUUUAUACCAUAUAUGCUUAAUUAUAGUCAAAGUCCUAACACUAAUUCAUUCACACUUCUACUGUGCAUAGUAGUUCUCCCUACUAUUGCUUCUAACUUGUCAACUUUAAGCAGCUGUUCUAUUUUCAGUGCUGAAAGGGUUCUUCCAUCUUCAGGACUGGUAUCUCCCACUCAGAACUGGCUUAAACUGAAAUGAAGAGAUGAAGUCCAGUUAAAUGAUUAGUAAAUACCUAAAGGAUGGAGGGUAACAAGUGACAUGUAAUACAAGCUAUUACUAUGCUGAAGUACAAGAAAUCUAUGAAGGAAAAAAUAGCAUCAAAUAUACAUCAAAAAGUUGUGGGAAAAAAUACUCUAACAUUUUAGACAGUUUUAUCUUAGAUGCACUUAACUGAAGUAAAGAUUUUGAUUCUUCAUGUUUGAUGGUAAAUUCACAUUUAGGAGGAAAAGAGCAGCAUUACAACUAAACUUACGGCUAAUUCAACUGUCCAAUAGCACAUCCUUGACAAGAAUGUAUUUCUAGAAGUACUGCACUGGCAGUUAGUACUGGCUCAAAUUGUCUCUUGUUCUCAUGACCUUAGUGGUUGUUGGUUACAAUGGGUGACUUGCAUGGCCAUUACAAACUCUUUCAGGAUACCAAACCUAGUACUCCCCUACUGCAGUUUGGUCUGUUACACUUCCUUCUCUUGUAAAUAUGUAAAUAUGUUUACAUAUUUCAAGACUUAUCUCAUGUUCUAUCAGGUGGUAGUGAGUUCACAAAUGCAAAUGAAUAACAUUUCAUUACAUAUAUUACAAUCCCUACCCUGUUUUCUCAUUGCUAAGCCUUAGCAAAGCUUGGAGCAUAAAAGUUAGGAGUGUAAACCCAAGUGCUUAAUUCCUACCAAAAGUAUAGUUAGCUCUUCUGCAUGAUUCUGUCAUUUACUUACAGUACAUGUUUUCAUUGCAGUCUUGUAAAAAUAUAGUUACGUAGUAAGUUUUGCAAUGCAGAUGAAUAAAAUAAAUUUUAGGCACCUUCUUGGUCAUUUCUCUUAAGACAGCAAUAUGUGAAUAGUCAACAAUACUACUCAAGUGGUAAUAGUUACCAUUGUUUAUAUAUCAUUAUCUAUAUAGCAACUUGUAGUCCAUAAGUAUUGUUCAAAGAAGGCACCACACCCAGAAUUUCCAGUGGGGACAGACUAUAGGAAAGAUGUACAGUAUAAACUAGUGAACAUCCAUCAUAUGGAGAACCCCUAAAUAUGCAGCAGCUGUCUGCCUUCAGCAGUAAGGUAUUUGGGAUUACUGCAGUUCUCCAGCGCAGGCAGCUCCUUCUUCUUCAGCUACUUAGAUUGCAAAAGAGCCAAGCUGGACAGGAGUAAGAGAACAUAUAUUGGAAAUGGCAACUGUACGGUAGCUGAUGUAACUGCAGUACUAAUAGUGCAGUUGCUUUGGAGAAACAAAUAAAGAGGGGACUGAAUUUUAUUAUUUACAAUUAUUUUGGGGCUGUGUGCUUAAACAGGUUGUUUUUUUAACACAAGAAUUAUUUCCUUGAAAUUCUGCACUUACUAAAUAAUACAGAUCCAGCUAGCGGAACACACUCCUGUCUCUUUUAGAAGCACAACUGUCCUAAUCUAGUUUCUGCAGCAGUGUGCAAUGCAGUAGUGUGUGCCCUUUCACCAAAAGCGUUAGGAUCCGUAACUAACAUGCACAGUAACAACAGAAGUGGGGAAGGAUUGCAAUGCCCCAGAUUGGCAUUCAGUUUCAAGUUACUGCUCUUUUCAGCUUUCUUUGCAUUUUUAAACAGGUUCUCAGAAGACAACUAUCUGAAUGAUAGCUGUAUUAAAAUAAAAGUAGUAAUAAUCUUAGUCCUAGAAUAAGUUUAAAGAAAACAGAUUUCAUUUAAAAAGGCUGAAAAGGACACAAACAGGUCAUUUGAGUAUGUUCUGUGUGCCUAUAUAGUAAGUAUUACUGUUAAUAUUAAUCCAAAUGCAUUAAGACACAAAAAGAUUGAAACAAAAAUAGUAUCUGAAAAGUGGAACUCCUAGGGACACUUCACCCCGUAUUCUGCAAGUAUUCUUCAGCCUCGUUCUACAUAGCAAAUCAGGAGGGAAUAAGAAAGCCAUGAGAGUAGGAACUGGGUGGGUUAUGGUGAGUGAACAGGAGGAAAGGAGAGAGACAAGGAGCAAGAACAAUUCCAGGAACAGGAUCAUUUUGCUCAUACCCAUAGUCGGAUUCAUUAGUUGCAGAGAUGUAAGCACUGUAGUGAUGCAGUCAGAACGUUCAAAAUGGAAAGAAAUGAA